GGCGGGGCACGCCGGGUUUCGUGACGCGCGGUUGGAUGUGAGUUACGAGGGCAGCCGCAUGGGUAGAGUUACGAUUUAAAUAGUGGUUAGUGAAGUCAAGCGUGAAGCACAGCGGCUCAAGAAAAGCCUGAACCAAACAGUUUCCUAGUGUAAAAACACCACAAGAGCUAUCAUGACUGACAGGAAGGCAGUAAUAAAGAAUGCUGAUAUGUCUGAAGACAUGCAGCAGGAUGCAGUGGAUUGUGCAACACAGGCCAUGGAGAAGUACAACAUUGAAAAGGAUAUUGCUGCUUAUAUCAAGAAGGAAUUUGAUAAGAAGUAUAAUCCGACAUGGCAUUGCAUUGUGGGACGGAACUUUGGCAGUUACGUGACGCAUGAAACGAAGCAUUUCAUCUACUUCUACCUGGGUCAAGUGGCCAUUCUUCUCUUCAAAUCGGGCUGAAAGAACAUCUGUCAUUUAUGAAAGCUUGGACAUCGGCUCCAAAACUGGACUGUGAUGCACUGAUGGCUUGAGCCACUCUCAGAUACAUACACACAGACACACGCAUACACACACACAACAAAUGCUUACAUUCUGUUCCACAUACACAUUCAUGACUUUAGCUAUAGAGGCUGUGCAUAAAUGCAUAGGCCAUGUAUAAUAUUUAAUUUGUAUAUGUGGCAAUACAGUAACGUUUGCUUUCUGUAGUUGCACGAGUUGAAGCAACAAGAUGAUUUAUGUUCAUUUUUCCAAGUCCAGAUUUGUUUUUGCACUGAAGUUGUACAAAAUGCUUUAAUCGCUGCCUUUAAAUGAUAUUAAAGAUUAUGUCAUACGUAUUUUGCUUAUUUGUGUAAAGCAAUUAUUUUUGCCUAAGCCGUGGUUGUUUUUUUAAACGCUAAUUGUAUGGUCUAAAUUUAAAUGCUUUGUGGAUGAUACUGUAAGAUGGUCAGUUGUCUUCAUUAGCUUUUCAUGACAUGCAGCUCAAAAGCUGAACAAACUUAUCUGGAUAGGAGAGCACUUUUCUGCUGAGGCAGGUAGUCAGGCUUGUCGAGUUUGGUUACUAAUGAGCCGAUCUGUCUGGAAACACUGGACCAUUAAAGGGAUACUAUACCUACUGGAUUUCACGGACAAGCAUCUACAAAAGGCUUUUAUACCUUUUUUGCCUUCUUGGGAAAGCAAGGGUUCUCCUCACAAACCUUUAGUCACAAUGACACUAAAUCUCUCCUAGAGGAAUGGCAGACCUACUCCAAAUAUAUUCUGUAGCUGUUUCUGUUUUGGAUAAGCAUCCUUGAUAAGGGCUGGGUUUUGCCUUGUUGCUAUGGAUGAUGUCAGCAAGUUUACUGACUAUGCUCACAGUGGCUGGCUGAUAGGAGAUGGGUCUCUGUCAGUCAUUUAAUCAUAAAAAUAUUAAAAAAUGAGGUAUCACGCUGAUGUAUUUAAAUUAAGAUCUUAAAAUAAAAUUGUAGUCAUAUUCAAAUAUAGUUGUUGCCAUAUUCAAAUUAAGAUUAUAAAAUAUACGCCUAAGUUACUUUUUU
This is a messenger RNA of Triplophysa rosa, 1515 nucleotides long. It is a transcript of the gene dynll2b, whose product is annotated as dynein, light chain, LC8-type 2b. The transcript has 3 exons. Gene Ontology annotation, molecular function: dynein intermediate chain binding; dynein light intermediate chain binding. The record is from RefSeq and is a predicted model, not a curated record. Gene Ontology annotation, cellular component: cytoplasmic dynein complex. Lineage: Eukaryota; Metazoa; Chordata; Actinopteri; Cypriniformes; Nemacheilidae. Gene Ontology annotation, biological process: microtubule-based process; cilium assembly. The coding region runs from base 173 to 442 and encodes 89 amino acids.